Macrosiphum euphorbiae (potato aphid) is the source of this 282-nucleotide messenger RNA. NCBI's taxonomy places the organism in Eukaryota, Metazoa, Arthropoda, Insecta, Hemiptera, Aphididae. The record is from the annotation of a GenBank genome assembly.
AUGUCCAAAAUAUUAUCCACAACACUCCGGAAAAACAACUUGCUCCACUGUUCAAAGGGAGUCGUCAAGUGGCUGAGUAGUUCUAUAAGAAAAAGUACUACUUUGGACAAAGAUUUGGUUAAACGCCUGGAAACUGUGUCACAUGUUGGCUUUUCAAAACAAAGUGGUCUCGAAGUUUUGAGUGCUUCAGUUAAAUUUGCUGAUCGUAUCACUAACAUUGAUACUUCCAAGGUUCCACCGCUCAUUACUAUCUUGGAGAAUUGGUAUGUAAUAUCAUAUUAG